Molecule: messenger RNA, 1040 nt
Organism: Eurypyga helias (sunbittern)
Lineage: Eukaryota; Metazoa; Chordata; Aves; Eurypygiformes; Eurypygidae
Product: RGM domain family member B-like
Exons: 3
Coding region: 1-723 (240 amino acids)
Biological process (GO): BMP signaling pathway
Cellular component (GO): plasma membrane
Molecular function (GO): coreceptor activity
Source: RefSeq, a predicted model, not a curated record
AUGGUAGUGAACUUCCUGUAUGAGUUUUGGAUAACUAUUAUCUUUAAGUCAUACCAAGACUGCACAGAUCAGAAAGUGUAUCAAGCAGUGACUGAUGACUUGCCUGCAGCUUUUGUUGACGGCACAACAAGCGGAGGUGAUGGGAACACCAAGAGCUUGCGAAUUGUGGAGAAGGUCAGUGGCAAAUACGUCGAAAUGCAUGCCAGCUACAUUGGGACCACGGUGUACAUACGCCAGCUUGGGCACUACCUAACGCUGGCCAUUCGCAUGCCUCAGGAGUUGGUCACGGCCUACGAGGAGAGCCAGGAUCUGCAGCUGUGUGUGAACGGUUGCCCUUCAAGCGAACGCAUCGAUGACAGCGGCCGCUUGCCAUUGCCUGUGAUGGGGCCGUUGCUCCCUCAGGGUGGUGCUGCGUAUCCCCGGUCAGUGUACACACUGGAAACUGCCACCUCCACAUGCUACGAGAAGAUGCUGGUGAAGGACCUCUAUUUUUACUCGUGUGUAUUUGACCUACUCACAACUGGUGAUGCUAACUUCACGGCUGCUGCCCACAGUGCCUUGCAGGAUGUAGAGGCGCUGCACCCCAGAAGAGAGCACUGGCAUAUCUUUCCUAGCAGUGGAGGUGUGGGCAAGGGCAGCAAAUUCUUUCUUGGUCUUGGACUUGUGUGCUUGACCCUUGUUGCCUUUUUUGUAGGGUUUUUUUUGUCUGUAACAAAGUUUUGAAAUAUAUAUUGUCAUAAUAUAUCAAGUAAAGAUGAAUAUAUAUGUAUAUACUGUAUAUAUGAACGUGUGUUUUGUCUUGGGACAUUCCCCAGGUUGUACAUAGUGUGUUAACUGUUUUAAUGUGCAUUUGAUGUACUAUUCUUUGUAUUGAGUUGUUUUGCAGUUGUUGAAAUGUUUUAUAAUGUCCCUGCAUUGGGGCCUGAUAGAAAGCACUUUAUUUUUUAUAUAUUAAAUAUUUAUGUGUGUAUCCGUGUAACUAGUAUUAUACCUAUAUACAUGUGCAUACAAUAAUGAGUGCUCCCUCAAGUACUUCUUGG